GGCGGGGAGAAGUGGUUUGUUUGCUUUCUCAGGGUGUCAGAAAGUUGCACAAGCAACAUACAGGAUUUUACAACACAGCCGUUUCGACGUCACGUUUUUUUCUUCCUGUGUCCUUUCACCUUUCACCGGAGAACGAGGACCUUUGUUCACGGCACCAGGCCACACACACACCACCUCCGAACCACGCUGGUCCCUCACCUAAUGCAUCACGCUCGUCUUCUUUUUCGGAUAACAUUAGGCUAAAUGAGCGCCUUUUGGGCUCUCCGGUCAGCGGUGUGAUUUUACCGGUAUGUAAAUUUGUGGAGCGCUUAAAAAAAAAACCCCGAAGUUCGCCACGGUGGUCAGGGCAUCGCAUUGGCCGUGAAUCAUUCCCACACAACACGCUGUUGGGCCAUGGAGCUGAGCUCCGUCCUUCUCACCACCGGGGGAGCCUAUGGAUUCUUCCGCCUGGUCAACACCGGAGUGGGCAGGCUGCCAGUGCCAGCAAGUGCCUACAAGAAUGCAACCAAAUGGAGAAACAUCUCAACGUCCUUCGUGCACAGUCUUGUCACGGCUAUAUGGGCAGUGCUUUGCUUUAUCCUUCACCCACACAUGGCGGAAGAUUUGAUAGAAACACAUUCAGUGUUUUCUCAUUCAUUGGUGUCAUUUUCAAUCGGUUAUUUCAUCUAUGACCUCUUUGACAUGGUGAAGUACCAGAAGAUGGGUCAGUCCUGGGAGCUUGGCUUGCAUCAUGUUGUAGUGAUCACCUGUUUUGGCCUGUCGGUCGUGACUCACCGCUACAUUGGCUUCGCCGUGGUGGCCCUGUUGGUGGAGAUCAACUCUGUGUUCCUUCACCUCAGACAGAUUCUGCGUAUGGCCAACCUGCCCGCGUGCACCGCCUACCGUGUCAACAGCAUGAUCAACCUGGGCACCUACGUGGUGUUCCGCAUCAACACCCUGGCCUGGAUGACCCGCUGGCUGGUACUCAAUAGGGACAAGGUGCCCCUCCUGUCCUACACAUUGGGCAGCGUGGGCUUGGCCAUCAUGACGGCCAUGAAUAUCGUCCUGUUCUACCGCCUGCUCAGGACCGACUUCUUGAAGGGUAGUACCCGAGAGGCAAAGAAGGAGAAAGAAACAUAAGGAGAAGAAGAUCAUUUUUGCCCCCCCCCCCCCCCUGUGGGUUGGAUAUGGCACAUUUUGUUUUUUUGCCCACCUAAUGCAACAUCUGCUCUACUAAUACUAUCUAUCUUUCUAUCUUUAAGGGUGUGUGGAGCCCACACACACCUCUCAUUUCCGUUUCUGUAUAUCCUGUGAUAUUGCGCAAAUGGUUGAAUUCAUUCAUCAAAUCUAAAUAAUAAUAAUACAAAGGUGAUUUUUGUGUCUUAAAAAAAAAAACACAGUUAACUUAAAACCACCUGCUACCUCAGAAAGAAAGCUUCAACACUUCACUGCCUCUUUUGAAACACACUUGCAAUAAAAUCCAACCAAUCACCACGCAAUGAUAAGAAAAGGGUGAUUUGUAUGAUUUUAUUCGGGUCACAUACAGAAAAAUAGUAUAGGAGAGUAUAGUGUAGUCAAAUAAGCUAUACUUUUUUUUCAAAUACAUGUCUCUACUGUGUUUGAGAACACUAGAAACCUGUGAAAUAGAUUUUGCCUUUACAUCUAUUGGCCUUUAGAGGGCAGCACACUCCUCAGCUAUCACAUCAGUGACUUCAAAACAGCCAAGAUGAGCAUGAGUGGCUUUGAGUUUGUUUUUGUGUGUGUGUUUGUGUGUGUGUGUAGAUUUGUAGCAUCCUUGUCAUGAGCUUCCGCAGAUGUAUGAAGACUGCAAACUCACACGCAGAUAUUUGUAUUGAUUGUUUUCCUGUAUUUCUUGUCUUGGUGGUUCAGUUGUGCAUAUAUGUAAUUUAUUUGUACUAACGGAAGUGUUAAAUUGAUAAUGUACUGAUUGUUAUAAUGACUUUCCCACAUUUGAAGAUAAUCUUUUUUGUUGUUGUUUCCUUGAUAAUAUUUUUAGUUAUUAUUUUCGGCCUUAAAUGAAGCUUUCGUUGGACAUAUUCACAGAACUUAUACAUAAAUGAAUGCAGUCAGUGGUGUGGGGAUGAAUAUACUGUUAUACUAGUAAAAUGUAGGCAGCUUUUAGGUACCUUUGCAUCAGUGAAGGAUGUAAACAUCGGGAAUUCUGGGCUCCAAUGGGAAAAAAAAUCACUCAAUUGCAGAGCAGGCGCCCUUGGAAUUGCCCUAACUUUCCCUGCUAUACAGCACCCAUGGAUGGAAGUAUAAUCUUACAACUAAAUGUGCCUGUACGAAUGUCACGGCACAUUUCUUAUUGCCAGCAACUGUGAUGAGGAAUCACGGCCUCAUCUUAUUAAUGUGAUGACUUCCUGUUGCCACAAUGCCUUACAUGUUCCACAUCAUGCAGUUCACCAUUUCAUUGGAAGUGAUUUACAAACUCAUAAGUGUUUUUGGUCACAAGUCUUGUAUAUUGAUGUAUAUUUAAUAAAGUAAAGAGUCACAAUAUUGAAUAGUGAGGGUGUUGUGAAGCGCAAUGCCUGAAGGCAACACCUGCUUUCCAUCAGCGGCAAAAUUCUAAGAAUUUUCAGUGUAUCACUUAUUUUGUUUUCUCAGAUUAUUUUGUAUUUCAUGCUCAAAUUUCUAUGUUUAGAAAAUAACACUUGUUUCAUGUGACAAUAAAGUUAUAAUACAGCACUUCUACAUCUUGUAUUUUUG
Messenger RNA from Doryrhamphus excisus (bluestripe pipefish), 2709 nucleotides. It is a transcript of the gene tlcd2, whose product is annotated as TLC domain containing 2. Gene Ontology annotation, cellular component: plasma membrane. The record is from RefSeq and is a predicted model, not a curated record. Lineage: Eukaryota; Metazoa; Chordata; Actinopteri; Syngnathiformes; Syngnathidae. Gene Ontology annotation, biological process: regulation of membrane lipid distribution; plasma membrane organization; membrane assembly.